Molecule: messenger RNA, 924 nt
Organism: Hydractinia symbiolongicarpus
Lineage: Eukaryota; Metazoa; Cnidaria; Hydrozoa; Anthoathecata; Hydractiniidae
Exons: 2
Coding region: 1-498 (165 amino acids)
Molecular function (GO): acyltransferase activity, transferring groups other than amino-acyl groups
Source: RefSeq, a predicted model, not a curated record
AUGCUUGGAGUAAAAAAGAUGUCUCGGACUAUGACUAAUAGACGUAUAUUUCGAACACUGGCACGUGACAAUUGUGGAGAGUCAAUGGAACCUGGUGAAGAAGAGAUUAUGUAUUUUGGAUAUAAACCGAACGAUCUGAAAAAGGAAGGUCCAGCAAUAUCAUGCGCCAGUUUAAAACUUGCUAAUGUCAGCUGUACAGAUAGUAAGAAAGAUGAAUUUUAUCAUUGGAUAACAUUUUUAUUUGUAUAUCGCGAUUUCAAAGGUUUCGGAUAUGGGAAGCAAUUUGUCGAAUAUUUAGAUGUUGAAGCCAUGAACCUCAUUCGCCGCCCCGUCAGAACGGAAUCAGCUUAUAAAGCUGUCGGGUUUUUUGAGAAAUGUGGUUUUAAGAAAAUUGCCGAACCCCGCGAGUGCGUUGCUGGUAGUAGUUUGUUCCGUUUUUUAUACCUGAUGGAAAAAAAGCCACGUGUUAUAGAAGUGGAAUGUUGGGACAGUGAUUGAAGUCUUGUCGAACAUGUGAAAAACGAAGAACAGCAACACGAAAAUAUUCAUCUGGGAAUGUUACCUAUAAUAGCCGACUACAGACAGCUGUGGGAUAAUUUACAGAACAGUAAAGCCAAAUAUGAGGACUUGAUUAUUUGUCAGCUUCCAAAACCUUAAGCUACAAACAAUAUUUACAUGUGGUGGAGAGCGUUCUACGGAAACCCUACACAGACGUAAUUUUCGUAGUUCAAUAAUUUACAGAACAGACGAGCACAACAAAAGAACCCUGAAUAUUCUGACCUUCGCAACAGAAUGGUCUACGGAUACCCUGCUAUAGUCAGAGAAUCAGUGUAGUGAUUUGCAGAUAAGUUUGUGUAUAAUGAGAGCUGUAAUCGUAACAUCUCAGCCUUACGCGAUAGUCAUCUGUGGAAAUCCUGCUACACG